AUGGAAAUCGAUGCCAUGCAAUCCAAAUAUAUGAACCGUAAUAGUAGUUCAGGACGUCGUAAUUACAACAACUCAGAACGUUGGGAUUACAAUAACAGCAAACGUCGUAAUUUCAACAAGUCCAACUCAAAUAACGAUUAUUGGAAAAAUCGCCUCGAAAGCUUAUGUAGAGAUAAAGGAUUAUGUUAUGAAUGUGGUGAUUCAGGACACUACGCUUCUAAAUGUCCGAAGAGUCAAAAGAGAAACGCGAGUCACGUAGAAUUUGCCUACGCUGAUCCUGAAGAAUUAGGAAAAUUUGAACAAUAUUAUAACGAAGACGAGGAAGAAGUGUUUUACGAUGCUAACUCGCAAUUACCAGCUACAAACGACACAAAAGCUGAAGGAAUAGAAACCGGUACAGAUGAACAACUCAGUACGGCAGGAAUAGAAAAAGACACGAAUCCAAUCGUAGAAAUAGACGAUAGGGAUGAAGUUAUGGACAGAAUGAGAGAAAGACUCAAAGAAAGAAAAAACUCUCGUAUAUACCCCUUAAUUAUGAAAACUCCUAAAAUUGGAAGGAGGAGGGAAGUAGAAUUGUUAUUGAACGAUGCAACACUAGCAACGGUCCUGAUGGAUACAGGAGCCCCAACAAGUGUAAUUAGCCGAAAUCUAGUAGAGAUAAUUGGAUUAGAAGUUUCCAAAGCGCCCUUUCAGAGUAUAAGUGGAGCGAUUAAAGGAACCAAAGAAGGUACGAACAAAGCUACAACAGUACGUUUUACAAUUAACGACAAAGAAUAUAAAAUAGAUGCGUAUAUUUUAGACACAAUUAACAACAAGGUUAUUGUCGGAAACCCCAUACUUGAAACAAACCCUGAACUGUUGAACAUAGAAACCGAGGACAAAGAACAGUUGAACGAGUUAUUAGAGGUAACGAUUGAAACAAAGGAAAAUAAAACAUGGAACUUUAUUCCAGAAUGGCUCAGGAACAAGUUUAGAGAUAUUGUAGGUACUAAAUUAUUACCUGAAACACAUAAAUUGGUAAAUGUACACCAUGAAAUAAUACUAAAGGAUCCCGAGAGACUUCCAAAAAUGCAACCUUACAGAAGUACACCCAAGCUUGAAGAAGAAGCAAGGAAAAUGGUUGAUAGCUUAUUGUCAGAUGGAUACAUAGAAGAAUCCAAAGCCCCAAUAGCUUCACCCAUAAUCAUGGUAAAGAAGAAAUCUGGAGAUUACAGAUUAUGUGUUGACUACAGAAUGUUGAAUAAAAAUACAGAACCAGACUUGUUUCCCCUACCAUUAUUAGACACUAUAUUUGCCAAACUAGGAUCUUCAAAAAUAUUCACAACCUUAGAUCUAUUAAAUGGAUAUUACCAAAUUCCAAUGAAAAAGGAACACAAACCCUUGACUAGUUUUGUCACCCCAUUUGGAAAGUAUCAAUUUACUGUUAUGCCUUUUGGUUUACGAAAUGCACCUUCAACAUUUGCAAGAUUAAUGAGUGACAUAUUCAGAGAUUUAAAAUUUGUUUGUAUUUAUUUAGAUGAUAUUCUAAUACACAGUGAUAAUACAGAAGAACAUUGGAAACACUUAGAAACAGUAUUACAAAGACUAAAAGAUCAUGGUUUAGUUGCAAAAAGAUCAAAAUGUUAUUUUGCACAAAGAAAAGUAGUAUUUUUAGGACACGAAAUUAGUAGUGAUGGUAUCAGACCAUUACAAGGAAAAACCGAUGCUAUUAAGAACUUAAUAGUUACCCAAGAUAUUAAGAGUGUUCAGAGAUUCUUAGGAAUGAUUAAUUUUUACAGAAGGUUUAUACCACGAUGUAGUCAUAUAGCUAAGCCACUAGUUGAAUUUACAGCAAAGAAGACUGAAUGGUCAGACGAACAAACACAAAGCGUUGAAACUUUAAAGAAAGCACUAGGCUCACCACCAAUAUUAGUCCCGUAUACACCCAAAUGUUACAUGAGACUAACUACCGAUGCCUCGUAUGAUGGACUUGGAGCUGUAUUAGAAAAAUUAGAAAACAACAAGCUAAUUGGAGUUAUUGGAUACUUCAGUAAAAGCUUACAAGGUGCACAAAAGAAUUACCCACCUGGAGAAUUAGAAUUAUUAGCAAUAAUUGAAGCACUAAAUCAUUUCCGAUAUUUACUACAUGGAAACCAUUUUGAAUUAAGAACAGACCAUAUUUCACUUUUAUCAUUACAAAAUAAGAAAGAACCGUCAAGAAGAAUUUCCCGCUGGUUAGACCCGCUAAGUGAAUACGACUUCACUUUGACAUACCUAAAAGGUACAAUGAAUCAUAUUGCUGACACACUAUCGCGAGACAGUAAAAGCUUAGAAGUAGAUACCAUUGAUGCAAAAUCAUGGCUUGAACUUUAUGAGAAUGACCCCUGGUCUGAAGAAAUAGAAUAUAGAGAUGUCUUGCACAAUAUGUUAGUUGGCAAUAUAACUGUUAACGAUGGUAGUUCUGGUAAUAUAGAAUAUUAUACAGAGGCUCCAUACGGAGCGACCCUUAAUAUCUCAAUGCUUUCCUUGGAUAAUCAUGAUGUGGUUGAGGAUGCUACAAAAUUGUAUCAAUAUGCCGUGGAUGAUGAAAAAUGGGGUGACGCACUUUUUUUCCAAAAUUUCAUUUACUACAAUGGCCAGAAUUAUAACUAUACAGAUUUUCCAGACUUUUUGUUAGAUCUUUACAAAAUUGCCAACGGGAAUUUCACUCUUUAUUCCAUAUGGUCAAAUACAUCUACUGAUCCAACUCUAGCUGAGUUUUAUUUAAGAGCCAAAGAUUUUGUUCCUAACAUUGUUUAUAAUACCUUUAUUAUUAGUGAUAGUUCUUCUGCAAUCUGA
Saccharomycodes ludwigii is the source of this 2817-nucleotide messenger RNA. RefSeq lists its product as uncharacterized. The coding region runs from base 1 to 2817 and encodes 938 amino acids. The record is from RefSeq and is a predicted model, not a curated record. NCBI's taxonomy places the organism in Eukaryota, Fungi, Ascomycota, Saccharomycetes, Saccharomycodales, Saccharomycodaceae. Gene Ontology annotation, molecular function: zinc ion binding; nucleic acid binding. The transcript is spliced from 3 exons.